AACUCCAUUUCAAUUGGCAAACAACUUUACAGCAGAAUCCGCAAUCGUUGAGCAUUAUCAGUAUAUUACGUCCAAAACCCUAAUUCCGUAUCCCAGGGUUACCGUUGGAAUCGCACCGGCACCCACGCCAGCUUAUGAAUGCAAACCCUCCUCCUCCAAUGCAAGCAGGAGUUCCAUGCGGUGGAUGCGGGUCGUCGGACCGUUGGAUCCUCCACACUUUGCGCCACCGAGCGAGCUACAGGCGUCUGUGCACGGACUGCGUCCUGAAGAAUCACCAGUCUCUGUUCUGCCCGCUUUGCUUGGCGGUUUUCGACAAGGACUCGUCCCCUUUGCCUCCGCCGGCCGAUCGCCUUAUCUGCCUCAACUGCCCCUCCAUUUCUCACCGCUCCUGCGUCCCUCCGAACGAAUCCGCUGUUCCUUCCUUCCUCUGCCCUCCCUGCUCCAACCCGAGUUUCACUUUCUUCAAUCCCAAUGGAAGUGGUGAUAACAAAAGGGUGAUCGACAAGAACUUGGCCAAGGUGCUAUUGGCCGCGGCCCGGAUCUCCGCUGCGUCCAUGAACAAAGCGGCAGCCACAGCUAGGCUUGACGCCGAGAGGCGUGCCAAGGAGGCUGCUUUCGCCAAGAAGAAAGCUAGGGAAGCUUUGGACCGACUCGCUCUUCUUUUCUUGAAAGAGAAUGAGAACGGCGAGGACAAGAAACCGAUUCGCUUAUCCCAAAAUGGCGUUGGCUUAGCUGUUGAGGGCAUCGUGCAAGGAGUGAACAAGGCAACCAACGGCUUGCUUUCUCUUUCUGCCGUUGCCACAGCCUCCGCCCCACAACGAAGUUCUCAUUCUAGCAAGGAAUGAAAGAUGAGAAAAAGUUGGGAAUCGGGUGUCUUUUAUCUUUGAUAUUGCUUUGAAUGUCUUCACCGAGUUGUUAGUUUCUAAAUUUGUAAAAUCUUGUUUUCAUUGGGUACCCAGAAAAUCUUGUAGAGUAGAAAUCAUGGGUUUUGACCAGUGUUGUUGUGUAGAUUGCUGUUUCGUGUUCGAUCUUCAUCUGUAACUUUAUCUUAAAUCCCUGCCAGUUCAAAAUUUCAUUUUACCCUUAA
Messenger RNA from Juglans microcarpa x Juglans regia, 1087 nucleotides. RefSeq lists its product as uncharacterized. Bases 135 to 845 code for a protein of 236 amino acids. The record is from RefSeq and is a predicted model, not a curated record. NCBI's taxonomy places the organism in Eukaryota, Viridiplantae, Streptophyta, Magnoliopsida, Fagales, Juglandaceae. The transcript has a single exon.